Molecule: messenger RNA, 177 nt
Organism: Trypanosoma cruzi
Lineage: Eukaryota; Euglenozoa; Kinetoplastea; Trypanosomatida; Trypanosomatidae
Product: nucleoside phosphorylase, putative
Exons: 1
Biological process (GO): nucleoside metabolic process
Molecular function (GO): catalytic activity
Source: RefSeq, a predicted model, not a curated record
GAGACGAGCGCGGUGUGCUUUCUCUCCCAUCUGCUUGGGUACCAGGCGGGGUCGAUGUGCGUUGUUGUGGCGAAGCGCGCCGGCGCAGAGCAUCUUUUUACGACCUCGGAGCAGUCAGGCCAGGCGCUCAAAAACGCCAUUCACAUCGCCCUGGAGGCCAUUGUUGCCGUGGGGUAA